UCUUUCAGGGGCCCUGGCACCUGGAAAGCAUUUAUCGGUCAGCCGUGCGGCAACGUAGUACAGUGCGAUAUAUAUUAACCGUACCGUAAAGUGAAAUCUACCGUACCGGAGACAGGCGUAGUUGGCGCAUGCGCCGUACGAGCGCAUCGCCUAGCCGCCAUUGUCGCUUCAGAGCUCAACCGCAGCGGACACGAGUGGUUUCUGCGAGUGAUUUCUUCUGUCGUGAGUACACAUUACGGGCGUUAUGAGCCACGCUUGAGAGCACAAGCAGCUAUAGCCCGGUGAAUUCCCUGUGUUGGGUGCGUGUCCAGGCUGCGGCAGUAAAUCACAGUAUCAGUUACGCCUCGCCUGCCGUAUUUUUCCGGAUCGUGUCCGUCAAUCGGCGGUUGCCGUUGCUUACAAGCGCUAUGCUAGAUGCUCUGCCCCUGCUCUAUGUAUGGUAUAUAUUUUUGCCGGCACCGUUCCGGCCCCGUGUCUGUUCCGUGUGGCGUCCGGCCCCAACGUGCUCUAUGGUGCUUGUUCUGGGCCGACCCCCAUUUCCUGGCCAGAUGGUUCCAACAUGGCGCAUCUUCCCUUCCCUUCCACGGCGGCGGGUAUCAUCGGUGGGACAGCCGCGGGGCGGCGUGGUUCCACGGGACGGGAUUGGUCGGCUCGGGGGCUACGUCAUCGCACUUCCCGCGCCGCUCGCGCCACCUAUGAUCCGGCCGCUUUCCAUUGUCUUUCAUAGGGUCGGGUAGCUUUCGUUCGCGCAGCGGAAAGGUCCCGCGCGCCGGCAUAUUAGUCUACGGUCCGGUGGUGUAGUGGUUAGCGUCGUCGCGUUCAGCGCGGGGAUUUCGGGUUCGAUUCCCGGUUGGACCUAAACUUUUAUAGGGCUUGGUUUGAGCCUCGUUAAUGGCAAAGUUUUUUCACAGAUUCUCUAUUGCCGCUUUGGCGCGUGUGGGCGGUUUUCGUCGUACUUUCAGCCUCCAAUUCCCGUUAUGUUCUCGGCGUGUAUCAUUGCCUGUUGGCCCGUUCUAUGUUGUGGUCGAACCCCUGCAGUUUGCAGCCGUCUGUGAUGACGCUGUUGCGCCGGUGCGCGGUCUGCCGGUGGGCUGCACUGGCAGCCGGGGUGUCCAGCCCGCAGGUUGGGAUGCGCUGUCUGUCCUGGCUCCGGUCCACCGUCCGGCGCGGUGUUCGGAGUCCCUGCCAGGGGCACGUGCUGGCCUGUUGCCAGCUAUGUUUCCAUCGCCAGGUGGAACCCGUCGGGGUGUUGCAUGAGACCCUACAGCGGAACACAUGACCACCGCUCCCGCCGGUGUGACCUGUGGGUCACUUUCAUUGGGAUGAUCCGUGAGCUUGACCCGGCUAUUCGCCGUGUCGCUCCCCUGGUCCUGCUCGGUAGGCCCCGUGCACUACCAAUGGGCCAGCGUUUGUUCCGUGAUUUCCUGGCCCAUACAAACGGGGUUAGCGCUAUCCGUCCCGGCUCUGUUACUUCGUCUGGCGAGGUGUUCGGAGUCUCUGCCUGGGGCACGUCACGGCAGGUUCUGCUCCACGGGAUUCGUUGCAUGCAUCGCCCUUAGCGCUCCCGGAUUUCGCUCCCUUGACCCGGCUCGGCGCACCGACGGGCUCAGUUAUUCCAUUAUGUCCCGGAAAGUAACGGGGAUCGGCAUAUGUAUGUUUUCGAAUAUAUUUGUACUGGCCAUGCUUCGCAUGUCGCAACAUUACGUGUUAACUACCCGAGCCGUGACAACGCUAUGACUUGGCUGUCCUCGCCCUGUUGUUCCAGGUCAUGCUAAUAGUAGUCGGCGUCAGUUUCGCGUAUUGGGCGGGCCGCCGAAGAGGGCUGCACGGGCGGGUCCGCACGGCGGGCUGGCGCGGGGCCCGUAUUGCCGACGACGGGUUUCGGCAGUGGGCAAUUGCGACCGUCCGGCAGCUCCGUCCCACGCAGGUCCUGCUGGUUGCUGGCGGCAACGACGUCGCCUCCAAUCCGUUUAGCCCUCGCGUGCUCGUGCAGCUCUUUCGGGAGCUGGCGCUCGGGAUCUUUGCCGCUGGCGCCCGUCAGUUACACCUGCUGCCGAUUCCGCCGCGAGCAGUCUGCCGGCGUGGGCCGGUCUCGGUGGCGGCGUUUCGUCGUCGGCGGCGGCUGAUGAACCUCCUCCUCCGGCGGCUAUGCGGGAAACACCGCGAGGACUUCCCAGUGACCCUCUGCCCUUCCAACCAGCGAUGGGCUUUGUGGGCGCCGAUGGGGUCCACCCUUCCGGGGAGGGCUGGGCAUGCCUCAUCGAUCUGAUAAAUGCGACCGCCGCCUCUACCCUCCUCAUCUGAGGGCGCCCCACUGACUGGUGUGUUCGGCAUAACACGUGUGCACUGUGAUGUCAAUACAGGACCGUCUAACCGUCGUGUGUUUCUCGUUUCAUGACUACCGAGCCAUGCCGAAGGCGCGCGCGCCGGUGCGCGGCCGCGCAGUGAGCCAGCCGGACGGCGCUGCGCGCGCCCGCCGCCAAUCCACGCGGCGCCAGUCCGGCGCGUCAGUCCCCGCCGGGCCCCGGCGGCGAGCAGCCGCGCCGCCCCGCGGCAGACAGCCGUCGGAGCCAGCCGCUACGCAGCGGCCCGCUGUCGCCGGGCAGGCGGUCGUGCUCGACGCCGCUCAGUUGCGGGCCGUCGUCGCAGACGUCGUGCGGGACGCGCUGCUGACCGUCGGCCCGACCGCUGCCUGUGGCUCUACCGGGCUCGCGGGCUGCCGCGACGCCGCCGGACCCUCAGCACAGCAGGAUACGCCGCCGACCACUACACGUUCGCCAUCGCCGCCGCCGGCGCUGCCGCCGCCAAUGGCACCGCCGCCGCCGCCUCUACCACCACCAUCGGCGACACCUCCGACCGGCUCUCCGCCACAUCUGCCAGGUACAAGCGCCGGGCUGGGGCUAGAGCUGUGUGAAGAUACCUCGGCGGUGGCGCCGGCAUUGCGGAGCAGGAUCCAGGCGGACAAAUUCGUCGAUCUAGCUCUACUACUCGAUUCCUAUGACCGGUCCGCUACCGAGCGUCCACCCUCCUUCCAGCUGGUCGACGGCACCUUGCGCGCCGCUCCUCGCGUGACACGCCCAAUUACCUCGUUCGGUGCGUGGAGCAUCGCAUUUACGCGGUUUGCCGGCAUCUACGCCGAGGCGCACCCAGACGCGGCGGUGGGCCUUCUCGCUUACAUGCGGCAGGUUGGCUCCCUGUCCGUGAGCGGUCUGGGCGUCGCAUGGCGCGACUUUGAUGAGACCUUUCGGCGGGCACGCGAAUCAGACCCCGCUCGUCACCCUUGGGGUGCCACCGCCGCUACGUCCCCCUUAUGGCUCAUGGCCAUAGCCAGGGGUGUUGGCGGCGUGGCCAGAGCCGCUCCGGUUCCGCAGCGACAAGCGGCCGCUGGAUCUCGAUUUCGGCCAUGCUUCGCAUACAAUGGCCAACAGGGCUGCUCGGCCCGCGUCUGUCGGUUCACUCACGCCUGCCGUACAUGCCGCGGCAGUCACCCGGCACAUCAGUGUGCCACUCGACCUGCCCGGCCGGUGCACAGACGCGCCGGCCCCGGCAGCGCCGCCGCCGGUGCAGCUGGCUCCCGCUAAACCAUCUUGUACAUCUGCCGUCGCCUUUUCGCCGAUGGUGCCGGCCGACACGCUCCACCAGCUUCUGUCCGGCUACAAUGAAGAGUUGCGCCACUAUCUAGUGUCGGGGUUUCGCUCUGGAUUUUCCACUGGCUCUGCCAUAACCGGGACAGGGGGGUCAACACACAACCUUCCUUCCUGUGAUCUCGCACCUCAAAUUAUUGACGAUUACGUAUCUUCGGAGCUGAAGGCCGGCCGCCUCGCCGGUCCGUUUGCCGCUGACGGGCCCUCCCCGGUUAAGCGUAUCUCACCCAUCGGUCUGGUGCCAAAAAAGUCGCCGGGCUCCUUCCGCGUGAUCCAUCACCUAUCUUUCCCGGCCGGUGAGUCUAUCAAUGACUACAUACCACGCGAGUUCACGGCCGUGCAAUACGGUUCCUUGGACGAGGCGGUGGAGUACAUCUCCCAUUUUGACCACGCAUUUUUGGCUAAAUCUGACAUCGUGCAAGCCUUCCGCCUACUGCCCACGACCGAACGUGAUUCUGCGCUACUCGGCUUCCGCUGGCGCGGGCUGAUCUACGCCGACCGUGCGCUGCCCAUGGGGUGUGCAAGCAGUGCUCAGAUUUUUCAGACUUUCAGCGACGCGCUGGUAUGGAUAGCGCAGCGCCACUUCGGCGCCGGCCACAUCGUCGCCGUGCUGGACGAUUUUCUUUUUAUCGGCGCGUCGAAGUCGGCAUGUGCGUCGUCCCUGCGGGGCUUCACGGCCAUGUGCCACCUCCUCAACGUCCCCCUCCAUCCCGACAAGACGGUGCUGCCCUGCCAGCGGCUCACAUUUUUAGGGGUGGAGCUGGACGUCGCAGAACGGGUUUUGCGCCUGCCCACCGAUAAAGUGGAGCGAGCAAGGGAUGCCGUGGCCGACCUCAGCCGGCGGCGGAAAGCACCCCUACGGCAAGUUCAGACCUGCAUUGGGCUGUUGAACUUUGCGUGCCUCGCAGUGCCGCUCGGCCGGCCGUUCCUUCGUCGUCUCUCCGAUCUCUGCGCCGGUGUCCGUCGGCCGCACCACCGCGUCUCCCUCACCAGGGCGUCGCGCCUCGACAUGUCAGCCUGGCUUCUAUUCCUGCAGCACUUCAACGGGCGUUCGCUGCUCGAUGAGCGGCGCUGGACGCAGGCGGCCGCGGUGUGUCUGGAGACCGACGCCUCUGCCGGGGUGGGUCUCGGGGCCAUCUGCGGCUCACGCUGGCUGCUCGGGACGUGGCCCGAAUGGCUUCAAGGCGCCGAUAUCGGAGUGCUAGAGCUCGUCGCCGUCGUCGUUGCUAUGCACGUGUGGGCAUCAGACUUGACCCGCCGCUGCGUCAUAGUCCGAUCGGACAACAGCGGCGUCGUCGCGGCCAUUAACUCGCAGUCCCAGUGCUCACCGCCGGGUCCCAGGGUUUUCGUGUGGCGGUUUAUGGUUAGCCAAGCGCCGCGUUCCGUUUUUUGUUUUGUGUUUCGUUGUUGGCCUCGUCCCCCGACACGGCGGGUGGCUUGCGUCCCCCGGCCGCGGGUGGCGUAGUCGCCACAUUUGCGUGCUUAUGUUCUACUGCCGCUGGUUCCUGUGUUAUGUUUAUUCACAUCGACCUGUUUCCUUGAGCGUCCUCCGACACGGCGGGUGGCCUCAGUCAUCCGGCCGCGGAGGAACGACAAGGGGCGUGGUCGCGCAAUAGUUGCGCGGUCGUCACUGUGUUCAUAUGUUAUCCAAGAGUCGCGCGUUUGCCCGCGCUUCCCCGACACAGCGGGUGCGCUGAGUUCGCCACCCGGCUGCGGGGGGCGUGGUCGCGCCACAUGCGUGAUGUAAACCGCGUUCCCGACACGGCGGAUAGUUCUUGUUCUCCGGCCGCGGGAGCGUGGUCGCACCGUAUUCCGUGCCAUUGUAUCUCAGCAUUUUCCUGCGUUGUCAAUGUGUGUGGCGCCUUUUAAUACACAUCAAAUCACACAAUUCGCGCAGCAUCAUCAACAUAAAUAACGUCAAGUCUCCCGUACGUCUUCUCGCGGUUCGGUGGGGGUAUGGGCGUGGUCACCUCACCAAAAAACCAGAUGGACGUGAAUACAGUCCCAUUGUCACACUGCAUCUGGUUUUGUUGCAAGCGCGAGCUCGACGGAUAAAUGGUCUUUCAGGGGCCCUGGCACCUGGAAAGCAUUUAUCGGUCAGCCGUGCGGCAACGUAGUACAGUGCGAUAUAUAUUAACCGUACCGUAAAGUGAAAUCUACCGUACCGGAGACAGGCGUAGUUGGCGCAUGCGCCGUACGAGCGCAUCGCCUAGCCGCCAUUGUCGCUUCAGAGCUCAACCGCAGCGGACACGAGUGGUUUCUCCCACCACCGGCCCCAUGCGCCCUGCCGUUAAUUAAGGUGUUAGGUAUUGAGUGUUUAUUAUGCGUCGCCUACCGGAUUGUAUUCCUGUGUGCCAUGUGGUCACCUCACCAAAAAACCAGAUGGACGUGAAUACAGUCCCAUUGUCACACUGCA
Messenger RNA from Amphibalanus amphitrite, 6060 nucleotides. RefSeq lists its product as uncharacterized. The record is from RefSeq and is a predicted model, not a curated record. Bases 3418 to 5109 code for a protein of 563 amino acids. Lineage: Eukaryota; Metazoa; Arthropoda; Thecostraca; Balanomorpha; Balanidae. The transcript is spliced from 2 exons.